CCCCCCCCCCCCCCCCCCCCCCCAAUCCGCAGCUCCGCACGCGCUCCUCGCCUCCGCCAUGUCUGGCCUCCUCCGGUGGAGGCGCCUCGCCGCCGCAGCCACGCGCGCCGCCUCCACCCUGACCGCAGCCGAAUGCUCCCCUGCCAUCGCGGCGGUCCCGCCACCGCACCGGCUCCUCCAGGAUCGGCGCAAGUGGGAGGGCCCCUCGUCCUCCUCCGGGGGCGGCUCCUCCUCGUCCUCCUCUAAUGACGAGCCGGAGCCGCGGCGUAUCCGCGCGGAGGCCCACUGCCCGCGCUGCUCCAAGCACAUGGACAUCCUCUUCUCCCACCGCGCCCAUCCCCCUUCAGCCCCCGCCGCUGUCGGCGGCUAUCAGACGCUCAACCUCUGUCCCAACUGCCGCACCGCCUACUUCUUCCACCCCAACCACCUCGCGCCACUUCAGGGCACCUUCGUCGAGAUCGGCCGCGUCCGGGCUGACCUGCCCCCGGACGGCGUCAGGGUCAGGGACCCCUCCUCCUGGGAAGCCAUCCGUGCGAGCUCGUCUUCGCGCGACGAUGGGGAUGGUAGUGGCGUGGCCGUGCAUGUGCCGCCCGGGCCACCGUUCCACCCUAGCCUUAACGUCGUCCGCGUAGCCGGAGGCGGUGGCGGGGGAGGAGCUGCUGGCGGGGGGGGCGAGGAGGGAGGAGGGGGAAAGGACGGAUGGGGCGGGUCGAACCUUGGGAAGGAUUUUCCGACACCUAAGGAGAUUUCCAAGGGGCUCGAUAAGUAUGUGAUUGGGCAAGACCGAGCCAAGAAGGUGCUAUCUGUUGCAGUGUACAACCACUAUAAACGUAUAUAUCAUCAGUCUCUACAGAAAGGGUCUGGAGCAGAUUUGGGUUGUUCUGAUGGAGAAGCUGAUGGUGAAGACAAUGUUGAACUAGAGAAAAGCAAUAUACUGUUAAUGGGCCCUACUGGUUCAGGUAAAACUUUGCUUGCAAAGACAUUAGCUCGGUUUGUGAAUGUGCCAUUUGUAAUUGCUGAUGCAACAACAUUGACCCAGGCAGGGUAUGUAGGAGAAGAUGUAGAAUCUAUAUUGUACAAGUUACUUACGGUGGCAGAUUUUAAUGUGCAAGCAGCACAACAAGGGAUGGUGUACAUUGAUGAAGUUGAUAAGAUCACUAAGAAGGCUGAGAGCCUUAACAUCAGUAGAGAUGUAUCAGGCGAAGGUGUUCAGCAGGCUUUGUUGAAAAUGCUCGAAGGCACGAUAGUCAAUGUCCCUGAGAAAGGAGCAAGGAAGCAUCCUCGUGGCGAUAAUAUACAGAUAGAUACGAAGGAUAUUCUGUUUAUAUGUGGGGGUGCUUUUAUUGACUUGGAGAAAACUAUAUCAGAGAGGCGGCAGGAUUCUUCUAUUGGAUUUGGGGCACCUGUCCGUGCAAGCAUGAGGACUAGUGGUAUUUCAAGUGCUCAAGUGACAUCGUCCUUGUUAGAAUCAGUUGAGAGCAGUGAUCUUAUAGCAUAUGGACUCAUUCCGGAGUUCAUUGGACGUUUUCCUAUCCUUGUCAGCUUGGCAGCACUAAAUGAGGACCAACUUGUUCAGGUUCUCACCGAGCCAAAGAAUGCUCUAGGUAAACAAUUCAAGAAGUUGUUCAGCAUGAAUAAUGUUAAGCUUCACUUCACGGAUGCUGCACUAAGAAUAAUUGCCCAGAAGGCAAUGUGCAAAAAUACAGGUGCACGGGGCUUAAGGACUAUCCUUGAGAAUAUUCUCAUGGAUUCCAUGUAUGAGAUUCCAGAUACAAAAUCUGGAGAGAAGCGAAUUGACGCAGUGGUUGUAGAUGAAGGUGCAGUAGGAUUGGUGGACCGACCUGGCUGUGGAGCUAAGAUCCUUUACGGCGAUGGUGCAUUUGAUCGUUAUCUAUCCCAGAUAAAGGCAAUGGGAGACGGAGCAGGAAGCGAAGUGGAUGGGGAUCCUGACCUUUCUUCGUCAAGAGCCAUGAGCAUGUGAUUUCAUGGUUCCUCUAGCUCUACUGUACACUGUAAAAAUCUGAUCCUAGCUGUAUUAAUGUAAAGAAAAAAAAACACAUGUGCAGUACCCAUUGCUAAUUCAAACCCCAGCUGUCUGGCCGUCCUCACGCCUUGCAUAAUCUGUAGCAGGAUUGGGAAGUGUAUAGUGGAGCAAGUUGGGUGUCGACGUGUGUGUGAAGGUGAGAGACUUUUUAUGUGAAGAACUGUAAUGCUUGCCAGAUGUUGUAAAACUUCAAACACUGAGAUGAAGGGGUUGAAAUUUAGCAUGGAGAUACGAAAUUAUGUUA
This is a messenger RNA of Triticum urartu, 2288 nucleotides long. The record is from RefSeq and is a predicted model, not a curated record. Lineage: Eukaryota; Viridiplantae; Streptophyta; Magnoliopsida; Poales; Poaceae.